Amphimedon queenslandica is the source of this 2227-nucleotide messenger RNA. RefSeq names its product T-box transcription factor TBX6-like. The record is from RefSeq and is a predicted model, not a curated record. The transcript is spliced from 7 exons. Lineage: Eukaryota; Metazoa; Porifera; Demospongiae; Haplosclerida; Niphatidae. The coding region runs from base 179 to 2059 and encodes 626 amino acids. Gene Ontology annotation, molecular function: RNA polymerase II cis-regulatory region sequence-specific DNA binding; DNA-binding transcription factor activity, RNA polymerase II-specific. Gene Ontology annotation, biological process: cell fate specification; regulation of transcription by RNA polymerase II; positive regulation of DNA-templated transcription. Gene Ontology annotation, cellular component: chromatin; nucleus.
UAUCACCUUCUUCUUUCUAUUUCACACCUCACCCACUACCAUUUCACACUUUGCCCACUCUCUCUCUCUCUCUUUCUCGGAGAAAUUGUUUUCUCUCUCUUUUCUUCGCUUACCAUCCAAGCACAUCUGAAGCGAGUACAAAGGCAGAAACCAAUAGACCCUCUCAAAGAGCAGCCAUAUGAUGGCUGUAUCGAGCCCAAAAGAGCUACCAGUCCUCAUCCAGCCUUCUUUUUACAAGCAACCUCAACAUGUAAAUGAAGAUGAAGAAGAAGAACUAAAGCCAAUGGCAGUUCACGCAAUGAACCAAUCGGGCCAGCACUCGAAAAUGAGCGCCGUACUUGAUACAAAGGAGCUCUGGCGACAAUUCGAUGCUCUCGGGACGGAGAUGAUUGUGACAAGGAGAGGGAGGCGUAUGUUCCCUCCAAUCAAAGUUGAGCUACAAAACUUGAAUCCCAACUCUUUCUACGUCCUACUCAUGGAUCUUGUCCCGGUCGACAAGUAUCGCUACAAGUACCAGAACUCUAACUGGGUCAAGUGCUUUGAGGAAGCCUGUGCCCCCACUAGACUCUACAUUCAUCCUGACAGUCCAGCCUUGGGGUCAUUCUGGACCGAUCACAUCAUUUCGUUCUACAAACUGAAACUAACAAAUAAUCAACUUGACAAACAAGGGCAUAUAAUAGUCAACAGCAUGCAUUGCUAUCAGCCUCGGCUGCAUAUUGUUGAGUCUAGUGACAGGCAUAAUCUGAACUGGGAGGACUUCCACACUAUAAUCUUCCCUGGAACUCAAUUCACUACCGUCACUGCUUACCAAAAUGACAAAAUUACUCAACUCAAGAUUGAAAACAAUCCUUUUGCUAAAGGGUUUAGGCAGCCCAUGUCAAGGAAUAGGACUAGGCCAAUUAAGCUAUCCUAUCCACCACAAUCAGGUAGUGAAACUGGCAGCGACGAUGGUGUAGUCUACAAUUCAGUUCCUAUAGUGAGCCCGUCUCAGGAAACCAUCAGAUCAAGCAAUGAAGAUAGAAGAAUUUCCCUUAAAAGGAAGUCCAGUGCUAGUGACGAUGAAGCGAGCCUCAAAAAGCUACGAGGCUCCACUCAACUUGAGGAUUAUAAUAAAAUCCGUCAACGACUAACCCCACCACUUAUUUCAGCUGCACCACAUCCCCUUACCACCAGCCCCCCUCUUCUUCCCCCUACGCCUCCUUUUUAUGUAGUAUACAAUAAUGGGACUGAUGCAGUCUCAUCUACUGCUUCUCCUCUUCUUACAAGUCACACCACCCACCAAGCCAUUUAUCCAGCUCACACUGGCCCCUCGGUCGUCCCCACGUUCCAAAUUGUACAGUUAAAUCCUACGCCAACCACAAAUGCCACUCACCACCACCAGGGCGGUCUCACCGUCCCCCAAUCAGCCCCAAUGCUGCUACCAAGUAACUCAUACAUAAAGCCUGCUUCUCACACGAGCAGUGAUAGUUCGGAUAGCGAUUCGGACAACGAAGGAUCACCUCAAAAUUCCCCACGUCCAACUGUCAUCCAGCCUCCUCCUCCACUGAUAUCGACCCCCGGGGUCUCCGCUAAUGGAAUUCAAAAUAUUUUAAUGAUCCCACAGCAGCCUCGUCAGAUAUUUACCUCUCCUUCUCCUCCCCCUCAUCUUUCUCCUGCCUCUUCUCUAGAUUUAAUUAAACAUCGUAGCCAUGUGAAUGGAAUCCACGCACAUCAAACAACACAGGGACAACAGCAGAUUCUUGUUCCGGUCACCGCUCUGUCAACAAUUAGCGGGAAAAGCAGUUUACUGUUACAACCACUGGUCACCCCGGGAACCCCAAGCACACUCAUGCAAUUAAACACAGGGGGUGUACCACAUCCUAGUGUUAGUGGAGACGGGAGUGUGCAAUAUGUACGCUCAGUUCCAUUUAUAGUUAGUGCUGCAGGUGUCUCAAAAGGAGCUGGUCUAUCCCCUUUUGUAGCAUCAGCUGCUACUGGGGGACAAGCGCUACAGAUGCUAAAGAUUGACAGUGGGCGGGUUGUCACUCCUCCGCAUCAAAUUGUUGACGAAGCACAUUAAUUGGAACAACUCGUACUAACUGAACAGCACAUAUAAUACAUACAUGAAUUAUUAUUAUAAUAAUUUAAAGCAUCUCUUUGAUUUUUUGUGCAGGCAACUGUUGUUGGUGCCUGCUUGCCGUGUGUACUUUCAGAACUGUGUUUUGUGUAUAUAGCAUCUCCCCUCCUA